AGGCCAACAUGGCGGCGCGCAGGGCUGGGCCGGGCCGCCGCCGCGCCUGAGCUCCCCACCGCCCUCGCUCGGCUCGCGGCGUUCACGCCCGCGCCCAGCCUGGCCCGGCGGCUGCGGAGCGCGCAGGCCGGCAGCGCAGGGGCCCGCUCGGGCGUGGGGGCGGCGCGGAGGGAGCCGCGCGCGGUCCGCCAGGCCCGGGAGCCGCAGCUUCGCCGCCCGCCGGCCGGCGCGGCCCGGAGGCCCGCGCCAUGGAAUCGGAGGAGGAGCAGCACAUGACCACGCUGCUGUGCAUGGGCUUCUCGGACCCCGCUACCAUCCGCAAGGCCCUGCGCCUGGCCAAGAACGACAUCAAUGAGGCCGUGGCGCUGCUCACCAACGAGCGGCCGGGCCUCGACUACGGCGGCUACGAGCCCAUGGACAGCGGCGGCGGCCCCAGCCCCGGGCCCGGCGGGGGCUCUCGGGGCGACGGCAGCGGCGACGGCGGCGGCGGCCCCUCCCGCGGUGGGAGCACCGGGGGCGGCGGCGGCUUCGACCCCCCGCCCGCCUACCACGAGGUGGUGGACGCCGAGAAGAAUGAUGAAAAUGGAAACUGCUCAGGGGAAGGAAUUGAAUUCCCUACAACCAAUUUGUAUGAACUGGAAAGCCGCGUUUUGACUGAUCACUGGUCCAUCCCUUACAAGCGAGAAGAAUCACUAGGCAAAUGUCUGUUGGCGUCUACCUAUUUGGCCAGACUUGGUCUUUCCGAGUCGGAUGAGAAUUGUAAAAGAUUUAUGGAUAGGUGUAUGCCUGAAGCCUUUAAAAAGCUCCUGACUUCAAGUGCUGUUCACAAAUGGGGUACUGAAAUUCAUGAAGGAAUCUACAACAUGUUGAUGCUAUUAAUAGAACUGGUUGCAGAGAGAAUUAAACAAGAUCCGAUUCCCACUGGUCUCCUGGGUGUGCUUACAAUGGCUUUCAAUCCUGAUAAUGAAUACCAUUUUAAAAACAGAAUGAAAGUGUCUCAGAGGAAUUGGACAGAAGUGUUUGGGGAGGGAAAUAUGUUUGCUGUUUCACCUGUGUCUACUUUCCAAAAGGAACCUCAUGGAUGGGUUGUGGAUUUGGUAAAUAAGUUUGGAGAAUUAGGUGGAUUUGCAGCAAUCCAAGCCAAGCUUCAUUCAGAAGAUAUAGAACUUGGGGCAGUCUCAGCAUUGGUGCAGCCUUUAGGGGUGUGUGCGGAGUACCUCAAUUCCUCGGUGGUUCAGCCGAUGCUGGACCCGGUCAUCCUUACUACAAUCCAGGAUGUGCGCAGUGUAGAGGAGAAGGACCUCAAAGACAAGAGAUUGGUUAGCAUCCCUGAGCUCUUGUCUGCCAUCAAGUUACUCUGCAUGCGUUUCCAGCCGGAUCUGGUGACCGUGGUAGAUGACCUUCGAUUAGACAUCCUACUGCGCAUGCUGAAAUCCCCACAUUUUAGCGCUAAAAUGAAUUCCCUCAAAGAAGUAACCAAGCUAAUAGAAGAUAGCACUUUAUCCAAAUCUGUGAAGAAUGCUAUAGAUACAGACAGACUGUUAGAUUGGCUGGUUGAAAACUCAGUUCUGUCAAUUGCAUUGGAAGGCAACAUAGACCAGGCCCAGUACUGUGAUCGUAUAAAGGGGAUUAUUGAACUCUUGGGCAGUAAACUGUCUUUAGAUGAGCUCACUAAAAUUUGGAAGAUACAGUCGGGACAAUCGUCUACUGUGAUCGAGAACAUCCAUACAAUUAUUGCUGCAGCAGCUGUCAAAUUUAAUUCAGAUCAGCUUAAUCAUCUGUUUGUUCUCAUCCAGAAGAGCUGGGAGACUGAAAGUGAUCGAGUGAGGCAGAAGCUGUUGAGUCUGAUUGGACGAAUAGGCCGGGAAGCUCGCUUUGAGACCACUUCUGGAAAGGUGUUAGAUGUACUCUGGGAACUGGCGCAUCUUCCGACCCUGCCCAGUAGCCUUAUUCAGCAAGCCCUGGAGGAGCACCUGACAAUCCUUAGCGAUGCGUAUGCCGUGAAAGAGGCAAUCAAGAGGAGCUACAUCAUUAAGUGCAUCGAAGACAUUAAAAGGCCUGGAGAAUGGUCAGGUUUGGAAAAAAACAAGAAGGAUGGAUUCAAGCAAGGUGGGCUGACUGGGGAUUAUGUCUCCCUGCCAGGCUACACAGAAACUAAGCAAAGGUCAUCUCAGCUCAAUAACCCCCAGUUUGUAUGGGUGGUGCCGGCUUUGCGUCAGCUCCACGAGAUCACCCGCUCGUUUAUAAAACAGACCUACCAAAAGCAAGACAAGAGCAUUAUUCAAGACUUGAAGAAGAAUUUUGAAAUCGUGAAAUUGGUAACGGGAAGUUUGAUAGCCUGUCAUCGACUUGCAGCCGCUGUGGCUGGACCCGGAGGCUUAACUGGUUCAACACUGGUGGACGGCCGAUACACUUACCGGGAGUAUUUAGAGGCCCAUCUAAAAUUUCUAGCAUUUUUCUUACAAGAAGCUACGCUGUAUCUGGGUUGGAAUCGUGCCAAGGAGAUCUGGGAGUGUCUUGUGACUGGCCAGGAUGUCUGUGAAUUAGAUAGAGAGAUGUGUUUUGAAUGGUUUACAAAAGGGCAACAUGAUCUCGAGAGUGAUGUUCAACAGCAGCUUUUCAAGGAGAAAAUUCUUAAAUUGGAGUCCUAUGAAAUCACAAUGAAUGGUUUUAACUUAUUUAAGACUUUUUUUGAAAAUGUGAAUCUUUGUGAUCAUCGAUUGAAACGACAAGGAGCUCAGUUGUAUGUAGAAAAGCUGGAAUUGAUAGGAAUGGAUUUCAUUUGGAAAAUAGCCAUGGAAUCACCUGAUGAAGAAAUUGCUAAUGAAGCUAUUCAGUUAAUCAUAAACUAUAGUUACAUUAACCUAAAUCCUAGAUUAAAGAAGGAUUCUGUAUCAUUACAUAAGAAAUUUAUUGCUGAUUGUUACACGAGAUUAGAAGCAGCCAGCUCAGCCCUUGGCGGCCCCACUCUGACGCAUGCUGUGACGAGAGCAACAAAAAUGCUAACAGCGACUGCUAUGCCAACUGUAGCAACGUCAGUUCAGUCUCCAUAUAGAUCCACUAAACUUGUAAUAAUCGAGAGAUUGCUGCUUCUGGCCGAACGCUACGUGAUCACUAUAGAGGAUUUUUACUCUGUCCCACGAACUAUUCUACCUCAUGGGGCCUCAUUUCACGGACAUCUUUUAACUCUCAAUGUUACGUAUGAGUCUACCAAAGAUACCUUCACUGUAGAGGCCCACAGUAAUGAGACCAUAGGGAGCGUGCGGUGGAAGAUAGCCAAGCAGUUGUGCUCGCCUGUGGACAACAUACAGAUAUUUACCAACGACAGUCUGCUGACGGUGAAUAAAGAUCAAAAGCUCCUCCACCAGCUGGGCUUUUCUGAUGAACAGAUCCUCACAGUGAAGACUUCAGGCAGUGGGACCCCAUCCGGGAGCUCGGCGGACUCCUCAACCAGCUCCAGCAGCAGCGGCAGCGGGGUCUUCAGCUCCUCGUACGCCAUGGAGCAGGAGAAAUCCCUCCCUGGCGUUGUGAUGGCACUCGUAUGUAAUGUGUUUGACAUGCUUUACCAGCUUGCCAAUCUGGAGGAGCCAAGGAUAACUCUACGAGUACGAAAGCUGCUGCUCUUGAUACCCACUGACCCAGCCAUUCAGGAAGCCCUGGAUCAACUUGAUUCCUUGGGAAGAAAGAAGACAUUACUGUCUGAAACGAGUUCUCAGUCCUCAAAGUCUCCAUCCCUGGCCUCCAAGCAGCAGCAUCAGCCAAGUGCCAGCUCGAUUUUGGAAAGUCUGUUUCGGUCCUUUGCUCCAGGAAUGUCCACCUUCAGAGUGCUCUACAAUUUGGAAGUUCUAAGCUCCAAACUCAUGCCAACAGCUGACGAUGACAUGGCAAGAAACUGUGCAAAAUCCUUCUGUGAGAACUUCCUCAAAGCAGGAGGAUUGAGCUUGGUUGUAAAUGUCAUGCAGAGGGACUCCAUCCCAUCAGAGGUGGACUAUGAGACCAGGCAGGGAGUUUACUCCAUCUGUCUACAACUUGCCAGGUUUUUACUUGUGGGACAAACAAUGCCCACAUUAUUAGAUGAGGACCUCACCAAAGAUGGCAUAGAAGCACUUUCUUCUCGCCCAUUCCGAAACAUCAGCCGGCAGACAAGUAGGCAGAUGUCCUUAUGUGGUACCCCAGAAAAGUCAUCCUACCGACAGCUGUCCGUGUCUGACAGGUCUUCCAUUAGGGUCGAGGAAAUUAUCCCUGCUGCACGAGUUGCAAUACAAACAAUGGAAGUGAGUGACUUCACGUCUACUGUGGCUUGUUUCAUGAGGUUGUCAUGGGCUGCUGCUGCGGGACGACUGGACCUGGUUGGGAGCAGCCAACCAAUUAAAGAAAGUAAUUCUCUGUUUCCUGCUGGAAUCCGAAGCCGACUCAGCAGUUCAGGAAGCAACUGCAGCUCUGGGAGUGAAGGGGACCCGGCAGCCCUGCACGCGGGCAUCUGCGUGCGACAACAGUCUGUGUCCACCAAAGACUCGCUGAUUGCCGGGGAGGCUCUGUCUCUUCUUGUUACGUGCCUGCAGCUUCGGAGCCAGCAACUGGCAUCCUUCUAUAACUUGCCCUGUGUUGCUGAUUUUAUCAUUGAUAUCCUGCUUGGAUCACCAAGUGCUGAGAUUCGCCGUGCUGCCUGUGAUCAGCUAUACACUCUUAGUCAGACAGAUACUUCAGCUCACCCAGAUGUACAGAAGCCAAACCAGUUUCUCCUAGGUGUGAUUCUCACGGCUCAGCUACCUCUCUGGUCCCCGACUAGUAUUAUGAGAGGAGUCAAUCAGAGACUGUUAUCUCAGUGUAUGGAGUAUUUUGAUCUAAGGUGCCAAUUAUUAGAUGAUCUGACAACUUCAGAAAUGGAGCAGUUAAGAAUCAGCCCAGCGACUAUGCUCGAAGAUGAGAUCACUUGGCUGGAUAACUUUGAACCUAAUCGCACCGCUGAAUGUGAGACCAGUGAAGCAGACAACAUCUUAUUGGCAGGACACUUACGGCUCAUUAAGACCCUUCUCUCACUCUGUGGGGCAGAAAAAGAAAUGCUUGGUUCAUCACUCAUUAAACCAUUGUUAGAUGACUUCCUUUUCCGAGCUUCUAGAAUUAUUUUAAAUAGUCAUUCUCCAGCUGGCAGUGCCGCCAUCAGUCAACAGGACUUUCAUCCAAAGUGUAGUACAGUGAAUAGCAGAUUGGCAGCCUAUGAAGUCCUGGUGAUGUUGGCUGAUAGCUCACCUUCAAAUCUGCAAAUUAUCACAAAAGAACUGCUUUCUAUGCAUCAUCAACCCGACCCUGCUCUUACUAAGGAGUUUGAUUACCUUCCACCCGUGGAUAGCAGGUCCAGUUCCGGCUUUGUGGGACUGAGGAAUGGCGGCGCCACGUGUUACAUGAAUGCAGUCUUCCAGCAGCUAUAUAUGCAGCCCGGGCUCCCUGAGUCAUUACUCUCAGUGGAUGAUGACACAGACAAUCCAGACGACAGCGUGUUCUACCAGGUGCAGUCUCUCUUUGGGCAUCUGAUGGAAAGCAAGCUGCAGUAUUACGUACCUGAGAACUUCUGGAAGAUUUUCAAGAUGUGGAACAAAGAACUUUAUGUGAGAGAACAGCAGGAUGCAUAUGAAUUCUUCACUAGUCUUAUUGAUCAGAUGGACGAAUAUCUUAAGAAAAUGGGGAGAGACCAGAUUUUUAAGAAUACUUUCCAGGGCAUCUAUUCUGAUCAGAAGAUCUGUAAAGACUGUCCUCACAGGUAUGAGCGUGAGGAAGCUUUCAUGGCUCUCAAUCUUGGAGUUACUUCAUGUCAGAGCUUGGAAAUUUCUUUGGACCAGUUUGUUAGAGGAGAAGUUCUAGAGGGCAGUAAUGCAUAUUACUGUGAGAAGUGUAAAGAAAAGAGAAUAACCGUGAAAAGGACCUGCAUUAAGUCUUUACCUAGCGUCUUGGUAAUUCACCUAAUGAGAUUUGGAUUUGACUGGGAGAGUGGACGCUCCAUUAAAUACGAUGAACAGAUAAGGUUUCCCUGGAUGCUAAACAUGGAGCCUUACACAGUUUCAGGAAUGGCUCGCCAAGAUUCAUCUUCUGAAGUUGGUGAAAACGGGCGAAGUAUGGACCAGGGAGGUGGAGGAUCCCCACGAAAAAAAGUUGCCCUCACUGAAAACUAUGAACUUGUCGGUGUUAUUGUCCACAGUGGACAGGCACACGCGGGUCACUACUAUUCCUUCAUUAAGGACAGGCGAGGGUGUGGAAAAGGAAAGUGGUACAAGUUUAAUGAUACAGUCAUAGAGGAAUUCGACCUAAAUGAUGAGACCCUGGAGUAUGAAUGCUUUGGAGGAGAAUAUAGACCAAAAGUUUAUGAUCAAACAAACCCAUAUACUGAUGUACGCCGAAGAUAUUGGAAUGCCUAUAUGCUCUUUUACCAAAGGGUCUCUGAUCAGAACUCCCCAGUGUUACCAAAGAAAAGCCGGGUCAGCGUCGUCCGGCAGGAAGCUGAGGAUCUCUCUCUGUCUGCACCAUCUUCUCCAGAGAUUUCACCGCAGUCCUCUCCCCGGCCCCACAGGCCUAACAAUGACCGGCUCUCUAUUCUAACCAAGCUGGUUAAAAAAGGCGAGAAGAAAGGACUGUUUGUGGAGAAAAUGCCUGUGCGAAUAUACCAGAUGGUGAGAGAUGAAAACCUCAAGUUUAUGAAGAAUAGAGAUGUGUACAGUAGUGAUUAUUUCAGUUUUGUUUUGUCUUUAGCAUCAUUGAAUGCUACUAAAUUAAAGCAUCCAUAUUAUCCUUGCAUGGCAAAGGUGAGCUUACAGCUUGCUAUUCAGUUCCUUUUUCAAACUUACCUACGGACAAAGAAAAAACUCAGGGUUGAUACUGAAGAAUGGAUUGCCACUAUUGAAGCAUUACUUUCCAAAAGUUUUGAUGCUUGUCAGUGGCUGGUCGAAUAUUUUAUUAGUUCUGAAGGGCGAGAAUUAAUAAAGAUUUUCUUGCUGGAGUGCAGUGUGAGAGAAGUGCGAGUUGCUGUGGCCACCAUUCUGGAGAAAACCCUAGACAGUGCCUUGUUUUAUCAGGAUAAGUUAAAAAGCCUUCAUCAGUUACUGGAGGUACUACUUGCUCUGUUGGAUAAAGAUGUCCCAGAAAACUGUAAAAACUGUGCUCAGUACUUUUUCCUAUUCAACACUUUUGUACAAAAGCAAGGUAUCCGGGCUGGGGAUCUUCUUCUGAGGCAUUCCGCUCUGCGACACAUGACCAGCUUCCUCCUCGGGGCCAACCGGCAGAACAAUCAGAUUCGUCGGUGGAGUUCGGCACAAGCACGAGAAUUUGGGAAUCUUCAUAAUACGGUGGCGUUACUGGUUUUGCAUUCAGAUGUCUCUUCCCAAAGGAACGUUGCUCCUGGAAUGUUCAAACAACGGCCGCCCAUUAGUGUUGCCCCCUCCAGCCCUCUGCUGCCCCUCCACGAGGAAGUAGAGGCCUUGUUGUUCCUGUCUGAAGGGAAGCCUUACCUGUUAGAGGUAAUGUUUGCUUUGCGCGAGCUGACUGGGUCGCUCCUGGCGCUCAUCGAGAUGGUGGUGUACUGCUGCUUCUGUAAUGAGCAUUUCUCCUUCACCAUGCUGCACUUCAUUAAGAACCAGCUGGAAACAGCUCCACCCCAUGAGUUAAAGAAUACGUUCCAGCUGCUUCAUGAGAUACUGGUCAUUGAAGAUCCCAUACAAGUGGAGCGAGUCAAAUUUGUAUUUGAGACAGAAAAUGGAUUAUUAGCCCUGAUGCACCACAGCAACCACGUGGACAGCAGUCGCUGCUACCAGUGUGUCAAAUUUCUCGUAACUCUUGCUCAAAAGUGCCCCGCUGCUAAGGACUACUUCAAGGAGAACUCCCACCACUGGAGCUGGGCCGUGCAGUGGCUGCAGAAGAAGAUGUCAGAACAUUACUGGACACCACAGAGUAAUGUCUCUAAUGAAACAUCAACUGGAAAAACCUUUCAGCGAACAAUUUCAGCUCAGGACACGUUAGCCUAUGCCACAGCUUUGCUGAAUGAGAAAGAGCAGUCUGGAAGCAGUAACGGGUCAGAGGGCAGUCCCGCCAAUGAGAACGGAGACAGACAUUUACAACAGGGUUCAGAGUCCCCCAUGAUGAUCGGCGAGUUGAGAAGUGACCUUGACGACGUGGAUCCCUAAAGGAACGAACACGCCCAGCGUACAGUGAGGAGUCACAGCUCGGUUCCCGGGUGCUCAGCGCUGUUCUAAAAUCAGAUUCUCACCCUUGAGCCCUUUAGAAGAGCCUGCAGCUUGGACUAGGGAGCCCGGCGUGAUCCCAGAGGAGUGUGGGUUUUUAAAGAAGGCACUCUUGGCCCCUGGAGAAGGUUCAGGAGCUGUUUGGCCGUGGGAGAACUCCUGCCCCUGGAUCAGCGGCCCUGGGGCCCGGUUCACACGGGGAUUCACGUUUCUGUGGAGAUUCUAGGAAAUAAAGCCGGUGGCAGACUUUUUUGUUAAAUGAACAUACAAGAAUGAAUGGGGUAAAGCUGUUGCUUUCUCUAUGAUGCUACAAAAGAAAUUCCUUUCGUUUUUAUAUUUAAAAAAAAAAAAAAAACAAGCUGCCUUUAGAUAUGUGGGGGCAAAUUUUUAAUCUUACAGUAACAUUGACUAGGAAUAUUCAAUUUAAAAUGAUGUAAAGAUAGGUGAUAAAAUUCCUUUUCAUUGUAAAAUAGUAGUUAAAGAACUCCGUUUACACAGACCUUUGUAUUUAAUAUGUCUCCCUAUUUGUAUAGAAUUUCAGACGGGUCAGGAUGAGAGCCCUGGGCGCAUAAAGUUGGAUCUUGAUGAAAUGUUACCAGGAUCAAAAAUUGGGAAAUUUAUUAUGCUCUUUAACAUACAUUUCUGAUAUAAUUGAGGUUGAAAAGAGCAAUAAAAAAAAAAAAAGUCCUCCAGAAAUACCAGGUGCAUUCUUC
Lontra canadensis (Northern American river otter) is the source of this 8938-nucleotide messenger RNA. It is a transcript of the gene USP24, whose product is annotated as ubiquitin specific peptidase 24. The transcript is spliced from 69 exons. Gene Ontology annotation, cellular component: nucleus; cytosol. The coding region runs from base 249 to 8168 and encodes 2639 amino acids. NCBI's taxonomy places the organism in Eukaryota, Metazoa, Chordata, Mammalia, Carnivora, Mustelidae. The record is from RefSeq and is a predicted model, not a curated record. Gene Ontology annotation, biological process: protein deubiquitination. Gene Ontology annotation, molecular function: cysteine-type deubiquitinase activity; cysteine-type endopeptidase activity; protein binding.